UCAUCUCUGGAGCAAUCUCCCAACUCAUCUCUGUGUGAAAUUUGUGAAGUAAAAUAUCUAGUAAAUUACUGUUCGAUACUACGUAAAUUACCUAGGGUAUUUUACGUACCCAAUUCUACUGCAGCUACCCUUCUUAUGAUAUUUUUGUCUGUGAUCGACAAUCGACCAUUUUACGUGUCGUGUCCGGUACAUUUCUUUCUCCUUGAAUUUGGUUGAAUGGUAACAUGGGUUUCCAGAAUAUCUGGUAUUCUCAUCCCCGAAAGUACGGUCAAGGAUCCAGGUCUUGUCGUGCCUGUGCCAACAAGCAUGGGCUCAUCCGCAAGUAUGGAUUAAAUAUCUGCCGUCAAUGUUUUAGAGAAUACGCAGCAGAAAUUGGUUUUAAAAAGCUGGAUUAAAUGUAAAAAUGCCUUGAUGGAUUUAAAUGAAAAAUCAGUUAUCAAAAUGUUAUAAAUAAUGGAACUACUUUGUAUAUUUCAACCAUGCAAGUUCAGGUAUUUCAGUUGUAAUGGAAUUUGGCAGUGGAUCACUCACAAGUUUCUGAAAAAUGUAUUAUUAAUUAGUACUUGAAGUCAACAAUUAUCCAUUAAAUAUUUUGAAACUAA
This is a messenger RNA of Orussus abietinus, 602 nucleotides long. It is a transcript of the gene RpS29, whose product is annotated as 40S ribosomal protein S29. The record is from RefSeq and is a predicted model, not a curated record. Bases 225 to 395 code for a protein of 56 amino acids. Gene Ontology annotation, cellular component: cytosolic small ribosomal subunit; ribosome. The transcript has 3 exons. NCBI's taxonomy places the organism in Eukaryota, Metazoa, Arthropoda, Insecta, Hymenoptera, Orussidae. Gene Ontology annotation, biological process: translation. Gene Ontology annotation, molecular function: structural constituent of ribosome; zinc ion binding.